GUGUAGUAUGUUUUAUUUGCUACACGCAGGUAAACAGAAAGAUUAAUGUGAUCCUGGCGGCAGAUGGGGCGAGAUUGUCGGGAUGGAUGUGACAAGUUUUGAAAUGAUUUAUGAUAUGUCAAUAUUAAAUUCGCUUCCGCAAUAUUGUUAAAUACUCCGUACUGUAUAUGUUAUGAAAAAUAUUAUUGAGAUUAAUAAAGUGUGUUUGAAAAGUUUUAAAUUUUACGAUUACCAAAUUUGAUCUUCUUGUUUGUUUCCCCUUGUUCUGUAAUGGAAGAUCCUAUUUGCAAGAAGCGAGUUCGCGAUGACUCGGACGAGUUCGGCGACGGAUCUCCCGAGGUAAAGCGCCUCCGGGAAGACCUUCUGGAUGACCUUGAUUUAUUCGACCUCUGCACGGCGGAGAAUCAGGAUCUGGAGUCGUUCAUGAAGAGCUUCGAGGAGGAAAUUUCGCCGUCUCCGUCGCAGGCGGCGGCGGCGGAGACAGUCAUCGAUUUGACGUCGGAAUCCGGCGAUUCUCGGCCGGAUCUCGGUUUCCUGCUGUGUGCUUCGGACGACGAGCUCGGCCUCCCGCCAGCCGGCGCGCAGGAAUCGGAGAACUCGGAGCUUAUCCGCGUUUCCUCCGACUCGGCGGAACUGGCCGGCGGUUUUUGGGACGUGGACGGACAGAUACCGAGUCUUGACUCGUUCGCAUUCGUCGACUCGGGAUGUGAAUACGACGCGCUGGAUGGAUUAUUUGAUUCGGAUCUUUCUUUCGGGUCGGGUGAUAGUGUUUGGAGACCCGAAACCUUGCCGGCCGAUUAAAAAAGUUUUAGAUCUAGGCUGUAGUAAUUGUAAAUCUCACGGAGUAUCGAGUAUUUCAUUAUUUUUUUGGAAAGCAUCUCUAAUUAUUAUUUUUACUCAUAUUUAAUUUAAUUUAUUAUAUCAUCCGAACAGAGUUAAGAGUUAAGAGAAGAGUUUUUUCAGAAAAGAGAGUUUUUAGUAUUUUAUGUGAAAUGAAGUAAAAUUUAAAUUUUUUU
This is a messenger RNA of Cuscuta campestris, 1016 nucleotides long. NCBI's taxonomy places the organism in Eukaryota, Viridiplantae, Streptophyta, Magnoliopsida, Solanales, Convolvulaceae. The record is from the annotation of a GenBank genome assembly.